Girardinichthys multiradiatus is the source of this 3088-nucleotide messenger RNA. It is a transcript of the gene plac8l1, whose product is annotated as PLAC8 like 1. The transcript is spliced from 5 exons. The record is from RefSeq and is a predicted model, not a curated record. Lineage: Eukaryota; Metazoa; Chordata; Actinopteri; Cyprinodontiformes; Goodeidae. The coding region runs from base 338 to 865 and encodes 175 amino acids.
AAAUGAGCCCUCUUAAAUGAAAAGCACAGAAGUUUCACAGCUUCUAAAAGCAAAGUUUUACGUGGCACCGCUUCAUACAAGAGUUCAUACAUCAAGUGUAGCAUUCACCGUUCAACAAUCAGGAUGUGCACCAAAGUCUCAGACUGAAGACAGCAAGACUUAUCUUAGUCACGCAGCUUCUGGCUGAGCCAUCUGACUGCUGGUUUAUCUGCUCUGACACACAGCCUCUCGCUGGGAGAGUGUCACUUCGGCUCCUCUGUCCUGCUGACUCCCAGCUCCACUCUCGUCUCUCCUACUUGUGUCACCCGUCUAAAGGAACGGCUGGUAGAACCAAGUCAUGGAGGACACAACAAUUACUGACCAACCAGAACUGUCAAUCACAAAUGCUUCGCCAUUAAUGUGUCAAGAUGAGACAACAGAAGGCUUCAGCACGAAAAACAAUAAUACCCAGAGGUCAAACGAAGUCCCUGUGAUGAUGAAUCCAGUGGUAACUCAGCCUGGUCCUGGCAUUGCUACAACCACCAUCACCACCAUCACACAAAUGGGGGGAAACUGGAGCACUGGCCUUCUUGAUGUCUGUGGAGACACGACAACAUGUAUUCUCGGGGCGCUGGUGCCGUGCUGUUUAGACAUAAGUUUAGCUCACCAGUAUGGAGAGUGCCUGUGCAUGCCUCUCCUACCAGGAUCCACGUUUGCCAUUCGGGUCGGGAUCAGGGAGCGAUACAAGAUACAGGGAAGUGUGUGUGAGGACUGGGCUGCAGUGUAUUGCUGUUACCCUCUGGCUGUAUGUCAGAUGAUAAGAGAGAUGAAGCGGAGGAUGAAGACCCAGACAUAUCAAGUGUCUACAGCAUUGGAAUCCUCCUGAAGGAACUGUUGACAGUGACUGUGUCCUUUGCGUUGACAAUGCAACAAGGAUCAGUGAAGUCUUUGGAAACAUUCUAACUCUACUAUCUAACACUUGAAGACUUGAAGAAGGAAACGAUGGAUCCAAAUGUCCAUUUUUUAAAGCUCCACCGGAUUAUAUUAGAUUCUUAAAAAAAAAAAACCAACAACGUUGUAACUGCUGUUUGAAUCAAAUGUAUUAUUAAUAGCCUAAAUCAUUUAUUUCUCUGAAAGAAAUUAUUUUGCGGCCACAUUUGUAGAUGGAUGAAAGGGAGGAAGAUGAAUGGUUUUCCUUUUUUUUCCAAUUCCAGCAGACAUCAAACAAGCUCUAAGCAUAAUGGUGCAAAAUUAAAUGAAACACAGGGAAGAAAAGAACAAACAGUUGAUCCUGUCUUACAAAGAAAUGCUCCUAUUACUGUGUUCAUCAAGUGGGCAAAUUAGUGAACAUGCUGUGGUCAGCUUUAAAAUGUAUUAAAUGGGACCAUUAUAAUUGCCCUACUCUAGCUGAGGUAGAAUUCUACUGCUUAUCCUCAGUGACACAUGUAACACAAUUUAAAUAAUCAGAAAAUGUAAUGAUUUAGCGUUAUUGUAAAUUACAUCUCUUAAUAACACAUAGCAAGGGUCUGUUCAAGCUAUUUUUUGUUUGAAAUUAACAGUCUCACAUUGGGUGCUGUCUAGUUUGCCUAAAACAGAGAAUUGCUGCAGGUUGUAAAUGUAUAUCAUAAUCUUAAAGCCUAAGUUUAAAAUUAAUAAUGUAAAAAUCCUGCUGUCAAUAUAAACAUGCAUUUAUGGCUAGUUAAAGGAGUCAAAAUGUGUUAAAACUAGGUCAUAUGAAAUGUCUAAAUGACUCAAAUGGAAAGUGCUUUUUUAAGGGCUGAAAGCAUCUUUGUAAUGACAAUAAUAUGAGAUAAGAGGAGGUUUUGUUUGUCCUGCAACAACCCAAAAUCAUUUAGCACAGGGUUAAUUUUGUGAGACAUCUGUGUGGUCAUUGAUCGGAUACCACAGCAAACAUAAAUAGGUUGUAAUCAGCUGUUAUUAUUCCAUAAGCUUUCUCCUACAGUCCGAAAACAUGAAUAUUAGGUUAUUUGGUUACUUUAAAUUGUCCUUAGGUAUGAGUCUGUGUGUGUGAUUGUUUGUCCUGUGUGUCUCUGUGUUGCCCUGUGAUGUAAUGGCAACCUGUCCAGGAUGUACCCAUGUCUCACCCAAUGACCACUGGAGAUAUGUACCAGCUCCCCACGACCCAGAAAGGACAAGCAGGUAGAAACAAUGGAUAGAUGGAUAGUCCAUAGUCAAUGAUCAAUGAAUCAAACAAACACACUCUUUCACAGGGGACUAUAUAGAUUAUUGUUAGAGUUGCAGUUUGUGGCUUACUGUCAGUAGUGUUCGAUGGUAGCCAUUAAUAAAAUUAGAAGAACUUGGAAGCUGCUGUUAAAUCCUCUGUUGAGAAACGGACAGAGAACCCAGAAGUAAUGAGUUUUAUGUCACCCUUCCAACCAGUUGUUUGCAUACGCUGUGGUAACUCAGCGGGAAAAAUCCAAUGUGACAUACUUUGGUUAUUACAUUUCAGAGGGAUGAGAUCAUUUUACGGUUUAACAGAUUUGACCAUUGAAAGGAUAUAUUAUAACUAAUAUUUAAUCUCAAUUAAUAAACGUUUUGAUCUAAAUUGAUAUACUGUAAGCCUAUCAGAUGGAACUUCAUCUUUUCUGUGUUUUAUUACAUUGGAUACAUGUUUUCAUCGUAAACUAAAGGUAUCUGUAUGAGAAGUUUUUUUCUGUACACAUUAUUUUGCAAUUUAUUUUAAUUGGGAUUAUUUACAACAAUAAUUUACUGAUAUAUGGAAAUAAUCAAAUCAUUUUCCAGGCUGAUUUAUUUUUAAGUACUAAAUUUAUUUAUUAAACACACCCAAUGUAAUAAAUGUAUCACGUUACAGAACCUUGACAGCAGGUGGGGCAAUUGAACAUUUUACUACAGAAAUGUGACUUAUGAGGUUCAUUUGAUCUGUGCUAUAUACCUGAGGUUUUGUUUUGUAAGGAUAAAUGGGUCUGGGUAUAUAUGGGUUUAAAGAUAAUAAAAUUCAGUAGACACAAAAGCCAGCAUGCAUUUUCCCCAAAGGCGAUGUCUUUGAUUUUGCAUCCCUCAUUUUAUCUCUGACUUCCUUAAAUUAAGUUAUUAAUAUGAAGUGAAAUAAAGAAAUUGGUAAUUCUUA